CUUUUGCAGCCCUGGCAGCUAUCGCUUCUAUGCUGGUCUAUGGCAUGGUAUACUUCCCCGUCUUCGCCUGUCUCUCCAUCGGAUCUGUCUACGGGUACGGUUUGGGAGCACUCUAUGUUUGGAUGAUGACAGUGGUGGAAAUUUUGCGGCUCUUUGACUGCGAUGAGGAAUUGGAAACUCGGGUUGCCAUCGUGCUGAAACGUCUUCCGCAAGUAUUGUGCCUUUUGUACCUCUCAUCCUGCAUCCCCGGCCGGUUCAUCCAGUCUGUCCGUAGGAAGGAGUUUUUUGUGCAAGCCAUGGAGGAAUUCCCGCACCAUGAUUCAGAAGAUCUUGUGGCCCAGGCUUACUAUGGGGUCCAUGUCCGGAGUCUCUUCAAGACCUUAAAGGCAGCAAGGGUCCCAUCUAGCAGACUUCACUGGGUCAAGCAAAAUCUGUGUCAGUUGUUCAAUCAGAGAGUCUACCGCAGCCGACCUGGAUUCCGGUAUUCUUCCCGCAUGCUGACUACCAUGGUGGUUGGAGCAGUUGUCCUCUACCAGGCAUGAGUCCUUUUUCUUACUUUUUACAUUUUUUGUU
Aplysia californica (California sea hare) is the source of this 573-nucleotide messenger RNA. Its product is annotated as stimulated by retinoic acid gene 6 protein-like. Gene Ontology annotation, molecular function: signaling receptor activity; retinol transmembrane transporter activity. The coding region runs from base 30 to 542 and encodes 170 amino acids. The record is from RefSeq and is a predicted model, not a curated record. The transcript has 4 exons. NCBI's taxonomy places the organism in Eukaryota, Metazoa, Mollusca, Gastropoda, Aplysiida, Aplysiidae.